UUAAAACCACCUCCUCCUGACCCACACAGCUUUAAGGCUGUACGAAAAUGAUGGGUUGUGGAAAGUGAAGGAAUAUUUAGCAUCGUAACUGGAAGGAAAUGCUAACAAUCACUGCAGUGAAUAAACAUAUGAAGAAGUGAAUCUGAGAACCCAAGAGGCAGGGAGCCAUGCAGAGUCCGGCCCAGUCCAACAGCAGACCAAACCCUGUGACCAGUGCCACCACAGUGCAUCCACUGGACACAAAGACUGAGGCUCAGCCAGAUGCACAGGAAGAGGAGAACCAACCAGCUGCUUCUGUUGGGACUGAAACUGUAGACAAGCCACAGGAAAAUGGGACAGGGGUGCAAACAGCAGAAGCAGCAAAUAUGGCAGUCACACAUGUAUUGGCGAAUGUGCCUGCUGAUGAGCCCGUGACAGAGCCCUCGGUUACCACUGCAGUGCUGGCGACGAACUCUGCUUCAAAGCCAAGUGUCCCUACAGAACCGACACCUGACAAAAAUGCAAAUCCUGGGUCAGGUGGGCAAAAGGCAAAGAAACCGGAUAAAGGUGUACGUGACGGUAGGAAAUACGUUCCUUCCAAGAAGGCCAUGGUAGAUCCUCUAAAGAUGGACAUGUCCAAACCACUGGUUAUGCCUCUCACAUCGUCUCAGCUCUCCCUGCAGUGCAUCGAAUGCCACAUAAUCUUCAGUGAUCACAAGAGCAAAGAGCGCCACCUGAAGUUGAGCCACCCGGCAGAAUAUGAACACUGCAUACUGAGGAACGCCCUUUUCGCCUGUUACGUUUGUGACCGCCAGUUCACAAACUCCACAGAGCUCAUGGUCCACCAGAAAGCCCACACAGAGAAGAAACCCUUCAAGUGUCCAAUCUGUGGCCAUGCCUUCAACAAGUCAUCAGAGCUCACCGUUCAUAAAAAAAUUCAUUUUGGUGAGGACGGUUAUGCCUGCACUGACUGUGGCAAACCUUGCAAAACGAUGACAUUGCUGAAGUAUCACCGCCGCACGCACACCGGAGAGAGGCCGUAUGUUUGCAAGGAGUGUGGAAAGCGGUUCACCAUGUCCAAAGCUCUGCAGAAACAUAUAGUCUCACACUCGCCAGAGGGAGCUGAAGGAGAUGGGGUAGACACCAAAGCUAAAGCACGGCCGAAGAAAGAUGACGGUGCUUCUACAAUAAAGUAUCCUUGUUCUGUAUGCAAGGCCACUUUCAAGAGUACCAAGACACGGCUACAUCACAUGAAAACCAAGCACAAUGUGUUGCCUGCCUCAGCCAGUAAGGCCCUCUCAGCUGGGCAGCAAGUGAAACAAGGUACACCCACCAUAACUCCAAUAUCUAUUUGCCAAUCAGCACUACUACAGAUGGGACCCAAUGGACCACUGCAAAAAGUUGAUGCCAAUAUCGACACUGAGCAGAUUCGCAGACUUAUUGAGUCCUUGGGAAAUGUGCAGAAAGUAAACCAAGUUGUCAUAUUGGGUCAGUUGCCACCUCAUGCCCCACCACUGCAAAUGCAGCAGAUAUCACAACUGGCAGAAACAAUGAAUUUGAAUCUCCACCCACCACAGAUAGAUUUUAUAGGACUGCAACAAACAGAAUCUAAGAUAGUUGAAUUGGAACCUUCAAACAACCCAAUUGAUUCAAUGGAGCAAACAAUUAUACUGGAACCUAUUACGCCAGAUGGGCAGUUGGAAAACCCAUCUUUCUCAGAACUAGGCUCCCACAUAGUAGCAGGUGAAAAUAUAGAGCUAACACUCGUUCCGACUGACCAUACAGAGAGACCGGAGGGAGAGGUGAUUCAUCAGAUCCUUCAACAGCCGGAUAUUGGUGCAAUUCCGUCUGAUCCUGGGGAUCAAAUUAUUUAUCAGAAUGAGGGAGAGCAAAACCUUGAGCAAACCAUCAUAUUAGAACUUAUACCAACUGUGGAGCUGGAACAUUCCCAAACUGUGCCAUAUAAUGAAAUCCCGUCCUCCUGUCUGGUACCAAUCACUGACCUGGAGAAUACUGCAGAUCAGACUGUAUUAAAUGAGCAGGAGACCAGCUUGUCAGCUCCACCACUUAUGACUACAGAGCUGGAGCUGACACCUUUACAAUCGGGGCAAGAGGGCCUUCUUUCUUGCCCUUUUGUUCCAUCAGACACGCUCACACAAACUACUAUUGAAUCUGAAACUAAUCUCAAAGAAGCAGUUGAUUCACAGAUGCAGACAGUAAGUUUAGACCAGGGCCAUGCUGUGAUGGAUGUAGAUGCAGCACAAGAGCCAGACGAAAAAGCUGAACAAGAACCAUCUGAACAAGAACCAUCUGAGAAAUUGCUGGUAGAUAGCAAAGAGAGUCAGGAGCGGGUGGAGAACAAGUCUGAAGUAGGGGAUCAACCUGCUAAAGAAGAGGUUCCAUCACACUUGGAGACCAAGCAGGUGCCACAGAUGUCAGAGUUACCACUAAAUGUAAUGUCAGCUCAAGAACUGGUUAAAGUGCGGAAAAGAAAGCCAACCAGGGGUUAUAUAUUUCAAGGAUAUAUGCAAGAACUGGUUGGAUCCAUACGCAAGGAUGAUUUUCAAAUUGAUGCCAAACCUGCCAAACGGCAAAAAACAAAAAAGUCUCGCCUUGUUGUCAAAUUUGGUCCACAAAGCAAAGAGAAGAAAAACAAGAAACAGAAGAAGCCAUCAAAGCAGCAUCAGCCACCGCAGGAAGAAGGAAUAAGAGAUAAAACACCAACAACAAAUCUCUCAGCGAAAAAUGGAGCGUCACAGAAGAAGGGAAGAAAGGGGAAAAGGGACAAGAAAGUUGGACAUUUGGUGUCUACUUCUGAAAUAAAAUCACCUUCAUCAAACCAGGACACACAAGUGCAACAAACCAAAGGGGAUAAAAUAAAAAAUAAAAUGAAAAAGCAAAAAGGAGUGGCCAGGGAGGGGGUUACGCUCAUGAGUGAGCUCAAAACUGUAGCCUCGCCUGUAUUUAAAAAGAAAAAACAAACAAAAAUAAUGCAAAACGAUCAGCCCAAGAAACCAAAGGAUGGGAAGCGAAAGAAAAACCUGGCAAAACAGGAAAAAGUCAAUGCAAAAACAAGCACAGCUUCAGCAGAGAUUCCUGCACCACAGAUAUCGCAAGAUGCUCUACUUCUACUGAAAGGUCAUAAACAGCCUCAACUGAAAGUUUACAAGUUAGACCCUUCAAAAGCAUCAAGCCAGACACAGGAGACUUCACCUCAUGAGGCCCAAACAAUGUCCCAAGAGGGUAAAAGCAAUAAACUCGAAAAUUCAACAAGUGAGUCUACAAAUAAUCUUACAGCGGAAGGUAAAAAAAAAGGAGGAAGACCCAAAAAAAACCAGAAAGCUCUUUCGUUGUUGUCCUCAUUACAGGUUUCCCAUCAAACACCUGAGACGCUGCCCACCAAGCCAAAGAUCACAAGGAAACGUAAAUCCUCCUCGAAAGUGGAGACUGAAGGAGUGAUAACUUCUCAUUCCAAGCGUGCCUUGGAGUGUAAGGAGUGUGGGCAAAGAUUUAGCGAUGUAUCGUCCCUUCAGAAGCACAAGGCGGUUCAUAUCGUGGAGAGUCCCGGUUUAACUUACACCAAUGGCAACAUCUUUGAAGGCGUCUCCAGGUUGGAUCUUUACCAGCUUCCAAAACAGCACGAUAAGGUUGUUGGAGUAAUGAAUGCUGCCUCAGACUGGGACACUGAGCCUGAGCUUACAGAGAUGGCAUUAGAGGGGAGAGAGCAAAGUGUCUCCUUUCCGGCUUUGAUUCCAUCCCCAUCUUUACCUGUUCCUCCUUCAGAUGUUGAAGUGAGUGUGUAUGAAAAUAAGGCUAAAGGUAAAAGGGCAGUAGAAUAUCAAUCUUAUACCUCUGCUGAAGUUCCCUCACCAUCUGAUCAAAGGAAAAGCAGUGAGACCCCUCAGAAUUUCCCAACUGAACCCCCUUUAAGUACCUCUACUCAGACAAAGAGUUUGGAAACAGGAGAACCUUUGGCAUCAGAUGCUGACAAGCAAGAAGAAAGUACCCCAAGGAAUCCCAGCUCAGAGUCUGCAGUUCAGUUUACCACGGAAGAAGACAUUAAAGAGGAUUUACUUCUCGAGGUAGACUUAGUCACUGUUGGGGAGCAGAAUGAGAAUGAUGAACAAACUUCUCCUGAAGACAUUGUAUCCCAAAAUAAAUCAAGUGGAACUUGCAAUUCUAAGGGUGAUAGCACUGACAAACUUCCUGGGCAAGUAAUUAAUGAAACAACAACUGGAAGAAGUUUAACUUCGCAGACUGUGUCGUGCUCCACUCAUCGUGUGGAGAUCAAAGAAGAAGAGGAAGAACUGCUGGUCCAGAAGAAAAAGAAGGAGGGAAAGAAGAUGUUUCAAUGAAUGCUACAAGGG
Molecule: messenger RNA, 4346 nt
Organism: Anoplopoma fimbria (sablefish)
Lineage: Eukaryota; Metazoa; Chordata; Actinopteri; Perciformes; Anoplopomatidae
Exons: 4
Coding region: 168-4334 (1388 amino acids)
Biological process (GO): regulation of transcription by RNA polymerase II
Cellular component (GO): transcription regulator complex; PcG protein complex
Molecular function (GO): DNA-binding transcription factor activity, RNA polymerase II-specific; RNA polymerase II cis-regulatory region sequence-specific DNA binding
Source: RefSeq, a predicted model, not a curated record